GGAAACGUCUAUGUUGUCAAGACAACAAGUAAACACUGGCCUGAGUAGACAUGGCUGAGCUGCUGAGAGUCCAAAGUGAACUCGAGGAGUUUCAAAAGGAAUAUUUCUUCAGGAACUGCCAAGCCGAGCAGAACAGACAGAAGGAGGUCCAGGCUGCCACCCGGAUUCAGAGCUGGUUCAGAGGCUGCAAAGUGCGGGCUUACCUCAGCCAUCUGCACAUGAAGGCAAUCAUUAUACAGAAGAUAUGGCGGGGCUUCACAGCAAGGGCACGUGUCAGACAAAUGGUGAAGGCGGCAUAUUUUAUCAUGAAGAUGAAUUUCUACGAGGAGAUGGCGGUCAGGAUCCAGCGGAGAUGGAGAGGAUUCUUUGUGAGGAAGUACAUCCAUAACUUCUACGCACGGAAACGCUACAUGGAAGGGCUCGCCAUAAAAAAUGAGCUGGUCAGGAGGGAACUGGACAAAAUUGAGGAAAUCCAGAAGAGACAGAGAGACUGUCUGGAGAUGGCGAAAGAGCAGACAGCCAAAGUCUACCAGGCUCAUCGGUUACACCACCUCCUCAGUACUAAGCAGAGCCCAGGAGUCUACAACUCUCCAUUCAGGCCGGCGCCCCAUGAGAUGGAGCUACUGCUGAGGCAGGUCAAGUACCAGGCCCCCACCAGGCUGGCCCCCAGAGGCAGGGCGUGUCCCUUGGGCAUUCCUGACCCAACAGCCCCCAGUUUCCCCGGGACUGUUGAAUCCCCGUGGAUAGAAACCACUAGAACCGGCUUCUCCAGGCCCACACUGCCUCCCAUCGUUGGCAAGAAACAGCAGGGUCUCGUCAGAGAGCCGGGAGAUGUGUGGGAACAGCGUGUGCAUUGUCCCGACGUGAUGUUGUGUCUGCAGACCUCAUACACUCACCUGGAGGAGGCACAAAAUCAGCUGCGGGAACACGAGUCACUAAGACUCCCCAGUGUCACACUGGAAAUGAUAAGUAUGCUCCACCCUCUGAGCCACAGCAGUAAUUCCUUCACUCAGCCGGCCUACGCCAGCAAGAGCUUCAGAUGAUUACACCCUGACUUUGAGAGAGGCCAUUGAAGACAAUGUUUGCUGGUCUGCACUCCACGGCACACAGCACUGUGUGAUACACCUCCACUCUGCUCUGAGAAAAUUAACAGAAGUAAGAAUAAAGUUUAUUUCAUUUGCA
This is a messenger RNA of Mugil cephalus (flathead mullet), 1182 nucleotides long. It is a transcript of the gene spata17, whose product is annotated as spermatogenesis associated 17. Gene Ontology annotation, molecular function: protein binding. Gene Ontology annotation, cellular component: spindle pole. Lineage: Eukaryota; Metazoa; Chordata; Actinopteri; Mugiliformes; Mugilidae. Gene Ontology annotation, biological process: mitotic cell cycle; establishment of meiotic spindle localization; spindle organization. Bases 51 to 1043 code for a protein of 330 amino acids. The transcript has 10 exons. The record is from RefSeq and is a predicted model, not a curated record.